Molecule: messenger RNA, 5460 nt
Organism: Wyeomyia smithii (pitcher-plant mosquito)
Lineage: Eukaryota; Metazoa; Arthropoda; Insecta; Diptera; Culicidae
Exons: 11
Coding region: 365-5158 (1597 amino acids)
Biological process (GO): monoatomic ion transport
Cellular component (GO): membrane; cytoplasm
Molecular function (GO): glutamate-gated receptor activity
Source: RefSeq, a predicted model, not a curated record
UCUUUAUAAAGAAACAAACGUCAACCCUAUACGACGGCACUCAACUCAAUCGCAGUUUUUAAUGUAAAGUUAGCUUGAUUGUUCAACAAAUAACAGCUGAAAAAUUCAAUACUGUGUGAAAACAGUGCAGAAGCGAUAUAUUUUAUAGGUGGCUCGAUCUGUGUUACAUUGAAAUCCUUGUUUGAGUUACUGUUUUGGGAAAAUUAACACUUCUGCAAAAAACGUAUUAAAACACACAAAAAAAUCGAUUGAACUUUUAGUAUGUUGAACUAAAAAACGGCUCUGUGAUGUAGUUUUGGUACCCAGUGUAUGGAAUCGAGCUGGUUUAUCUGUGAACUGCACCGGGACUUUGGAUCACUUAAGAAUGGAAACGAAAAAACCCAUCUUACAUAUUUUGGUGGUUGGAUUCCACCAUAAGAAAGGAUGUCAGGUGGAGUUCUCUUAUCCACCGUUGAUAGCUGGAUCGGAGGGUAAACAUGAGUGUCCAUCCGGUUGGAAGUAUCUACCGACGCUAGCUAUCCCGGACGGAUCGCAUAAUUUCGAACAGGAUUUUGUUUGUUUCAACCUGCCUAGCCUGGUUGAUCCACACGAAUCAAUUUACGGUAUCAGCUGCUAUCGGCAGAUUCCGGUGGAAGAGUUGAAGAUUCGAACGGCCGACGUUACGAGAAGCACCGUACAAAAGUCGGUCUGUGCACUGCUAUCGAUUCCUAUAUACGGUUAUGUCGAGGUGAAGCUAUCUUUGAUUGCGCACGCUUUCUUCGAACAGGGCGAUUUUUCCUGUACGGAUAUUCUGGUGAAAGCCUAUAAGCAACUAAAUGCUUGCCUCCAGUCGAUGGAAUCACCGGAGUUGGCUCCAGCUAGAUUGCAUUUUGUUGGAUUACCAUUGCGGGAGCUUGUUCUGAAAUGGCGCCACAAACUGCUCAUUCUUUACAAACUUCUGCUGCUUCAAAAACGAAUUGUUUGCUUCGGUUCUCCAGUGCAGCCGACUUGUUCGCUCAUUUUGGGUAUAGUUUCAUUGCAUCCGGAGUUGCUGGCUAAAGGUUUCCAGGAGGUUGCAUGUGUAAAAACUUCACGGCCAAUGUCUCCCAUGCCUUGCUUCGGUACUACUCAAGAGGAGAAGAAAACCUUUUCGGAUGACUCUUCGCCUGUAAACACCCAAUAUAUCCCUGCUAGUGCCGUUACGUCUGCCCCUGAUUCUGUCGCUGGAGGCACCCAAGCACAGCAGGAAAAAGAAGAUGACAGGAUGGAUAGCUUGGAUAGCGCCAAAGAUGUUACACCCAGUUCUGACGAGGCAACGGAUGAGGGCUUAGGUGCUAAUGAAAAACGAUUGACUCGGGAAACAAGCGUUGAUACGAUUGCAUCCAAUUUCGCAAGUUUGUGCGCUAUCAGACCGGACGAGUGGGCGGCACCAAUAAGGAUAUUCCACGAGGGAAAUUUAUGUCUGCCGUAUAUAUCGUUGCCAUACAUGGACCUGUUGACCGAUCCUUCGGUGAAAGGAUACAUAAUCGGCGCUUCGAAUGUGCUAUUUCAGCAGAAACGGCACCUAGCUGAUGUGAUGGUCGAUGUGGAGGGGACCGUAAUUGAUGUGUACGACUUAGAGCUGAAGCGACAAAUUCAGCUCAGUACGGAAGAUUUACGUUUUGCCGAUUUUGUUAUACGGAAUGUGCAAAAUCCAAAGGAAGAUGCCGAAGGUAGUGAGGUGUGGAUUAGGGAACAAUUCUACGGCUACAUGGUGGCAUUGCUUAAAUCGUCUGUUUGCUUUGACGGAGCCAAAGAGAUGGAGCAUUUUAAUGUGCAUUUCAUGAUGGGAUUGAAAACAACUCAGUGCUACCAGGACUGGCUGAUUAGGAGUGGCGCUGAUGCUAAUCAAUCAUUUAAGGGAUUGGCAGUAGGUCAUCCAUUUGCGGGAACACUCUCUGUGGCCGAUAUGAAGCUCCGAAUAGCGCAAACCAUGCAAAACAGCGAGAGUGGACGUAAGAUAAAUCAGGCAGUGAACAGUACAAGUCGAGCUGUUGGAGGGGCUCUAAGUACAGCAAAGGGAGCAUUUUCCACCUGGUGGACUUCAAUAACGGCACCCGUUCCAUUAACCGCCCAGCAGCAGCAGCAGCAAUCUCAAAGUGCACAAACCAGCAAUGCUCAAGGCGAUAGCAGUGGCCAUUUUUCUGACACUAGUGACGAUUCAGACGAAAACAUCGACCCAGAAGACUUGGACAGUGACAGUGGCAGUGAUAAAAGCCAGAAUGAUGCUAACAAAAACGUUUUAAAGAAAACUGCGGUUUCUGACACUCAACCAGAACCAGCAAAGAUCGAGAUGGCGGAGCAUGCUGUGGAGAAAAGCAACAAUAUAAUUGAAAUUGGAAAAGAAGCUGAUGUCUUGGACCGGCAACAGAAAAUUUUCACAGUUGUGAGAAGGUCCAGAAUGUGGUUUAGUUGGUGCAAGUUUGUGACUGGAUAUCUUGUUGGAAGUUUUUGGUUAACUUUGGCAAUAGCGCAAAAUCCCAAGGAUAAUGGCGGGAAUUUGAUCAUCGGACUAGUCGUCAUUUAUGAACCAGAACAACCGGAAGUUCCUGCCCUGACAUCACAAACUAUAAAAUCACUUCUAUCUACAAUAUCUGGUGGUAUAACCGUGCUUGAUUACUACAUAGUUAACAAUCGUGAUAGAGAUAUUUCCGAUGAUCAUUCCGAAUUAUGUGCCGCCUUGCAGAAAGGUGUCACCAUCCUCUUGGACCUCACCUGGACCGAUGGCAACCGGAUGUUGAAGAUAGCCAAGGCGCUCAACAUUCCGUACAUCCAUGCGGAUGCAUCCUCGCAAACGUUUCUACGCGUUAUGGAGAAUUAUCUGCGAGCCCGAGGUGCCAACGAUGUCGUGUAUAUUUUCGACAGCGCCCAGAGGGCCGACGCGGCUAUUUACUUUUUGAUCACGGAAUCCCAGCUGCGUACCAUCAUUUUCGACCGUCUUAGUGAUCGUACGAUCCAGCGUAUCAAAGCCGUUCGACCGUAUCCUUCCUUUUUUGCGGUCAUUGCCGAUACGGUGCAUAUGAAUGAGCUCUUGAAGCAAGCGAUAGUUGGCGGUUUGGUGUCGAAACCGGAUAAGUGGAAUCUUAUUUUCACAGACUUGGUUGCCGAUAGGUUCGAAUAUGGUGGGAUGUUUCCAGCGAUGAGUCGCCUGAUGAUGGAUGCAAUAACAUGUUGCUUGUUGCUGAAUUUGGCCAGUGGUUGUAGCUGUCCAGCUGACUUCAAACCAUGGGAGGCACAUCUGCAGAAUGUAGUGCGCGAGAUCUUGAACAGAGCCACAACCGAACGCUUACCAUUAGUCAUUAAGGACGAAUGUAACGGAACGGGUGAUGCCACCGAUAAGACUUCUAAUGUUUCACAGCUUUUGAAUGAUCUUCGAACAGAUGGUCGAUUUUGGACACCCGAUGGAAGUCGAGUGGUGCGUUAUAACAUGAACGUUUCCAUUUGGACGUCCACUGAAGAGGAUGAAACUCAAACUGUUCAAAUUGGUACGAUCGAGCGUGGGCUGGUAGCUCCGUUCGAGGGGUUUGGAAUCAAAUCUACGCGACGGUAUUUCCGCGUUGGGACUACAGAGUCUAUUCCUUGGGCGUACCGAAAGCGAGAUCCUGUGACGAAGACACUUCUCCUAGACCCAGUUGGGGAGCCUAUAUGGGAGGGUUACUGCAUCGAUUUCCUGCAGCAAUUGUCGGUGGUUAUGAGCUUUGACUACGAUCUGGUGUCCCCGAAAGUUGGCUCAUUCGGUAGACGGGAUAAAGAAGGUAAUUGGGACGGAUUGAUAGGCGAUUUGGUGGUUGGAGAAAUUGAUUUUGCGAUGGCCUCGAUGAAGAUGACAGCGGAGCGGGAAGAAGUUGUUGAUUUUGUGGCACCAUAUUAUGAACAGACGGGCAUAUUGAUUGUCAUGAGGCAACCAGUUCGAGAAACAUCCCUUUUUAAGUUUAUGACGGUGUUGCGACUCGAGGUGUGGCUUAGCAUUUUGCUAGCGAUUGUAGCGACUGCUGUUAUGCUGUGGUUGUUGGACAAAUUCUCCCCAUACAGUGCCAGGAACAACAAGAGUGCCUAUCCUUAUGAGUGCCGAGACUUCUCGUUGAAAGAAAGCUUCUGGUUCGCGUUAACAUCCUUCACACCACAAGGCGGAGGAGAAGCUCCGAAAGCACUCUCCGGAAGGAUGCUAGUGGCAGCCUACUGGCUUUUCGUGGUUCUUAUGCUAGCCACCUUUACCGCCAAUCUGGCAGCCUUUUUAACCGUGGAACGUAUGCAAACUCCGGUUCAAUCACUCGAACAGCUAUCCCGUCAAAGUCGUAUCAAGUAUACCGUGGUUGAAAACUCGGACACACACGACUACUUCAAAAAUAUGAAGAACGCCGAAGAUGUUCUGUACCAAAUGUGGCGCAAUCUGACACUGUCCAGUGGAAAUGACCAGGCGCAGUACCGUGUUUGGGACUACCCAAUUAAGGAACAGUACAUCAAUAUCCUAGCGGCAAUGGAAUCGGCAAAACCGGUAGCCUCCGCUGAAGCUGGUUUCAAACGGGUUAACAAACGGCUUGAGGCUGAUUUCGCUUUUGUGCACGAUUCGGCCGAAGUGAAAUAUGAAAUAUCUCGCAAUUGCAACCUGACCGAAGUUGGAGAAAUCUUUGCCGAACAGCCGUACGCGAUCGCAGUUCAACAGGGGAGUCACCUUCAGGACGAACUGAGUUACUAUAUAUUGGAGCUGCAGAAAGAUCGUUUCUUCGAGUCUCUAACUGCGAAGUAUUGGAAUAACUCAGCACGGGGUGUCUGCCCCAACACGGACGAUAGUGAAGGAAUAACACUGGAAAGCCUUGGAGGGGUGUUUAUCGCAACCCUGGUAGGGCUGGCACUGGCCAUGAUCACUUUGGCUGGAGAGGUUUUGUACUAUCGUCGUAGAGAUAGAAAGAACAAGUUGAUACAGGUGGAACCGGUACCGGAUGAUUUUAGCGGUGGGUUGCAGGAUAAACGUUCGUUGACAUUCAAAAAUUUGCUUAACGUAGACGGAAAGAAUAAUAAAAAUAAGGUGGAUAAAAAAAUUCCGAAGGAAAUAACGAUCGGUAGCAAAUUUGUGCCGGCAUCGGAAAAACAGCGGAAAAUUAGCUACAUUUCGGUGUUUCCUAAGAACCCGAAUAUCUAGAAAUAUAUGAUGAAUUAACAAAGUGAAAUCAGAACAUAUGAAAUGCUAGCUUGAUAUCCAAACAUUUCAGCAUAUUUGACAAUUUAGUCCUUGUAAACAUUUCGUCUACUAAUAUAGUAUUUAUUAUAGAAAUUGCAGCGACACUUACAUGCUUAACAUAUUUACUGGUUCUAAUGCUAACUAUAUUUGCUUAGAAAUCCACUCAAUACAGUCAUUAAAACUGCACUUGGAGAAAAUAAUUUUAAGAAAAAAAAUGAUGUCAUUUUUAAUUAAUUGACACAAAGAAACAGAGAUAAAAUCUA